AGAUAUGGCAAAAUAUGAAGGUCGCAACUGACUUUUCGUGGUGGUGUGAAACACUGCACUCAUCCUUAAUCUUCAGAAUCGAAGACAAUGCCUUAAUCUCGUUUACAGCUCAUUGACAGCAAACUGUCAGCUAAUUGACAGCCAGAUAUCUAAUUGUAAAGCUGUGUCCAUUUUAAACACAAGCAUUUGACACUGCGGGGUUGUUCUCCCCUACAGUCCAGACACAAAGAUUGUUAAGUCCAGCAUAGACUAUGGAACCCUCAACACCGUGGACUAAAAAAUCGAGGUUGCCUAGACCCAAGGACAGGCUUUGGAUGGCUACUCUCAUGGUCACUUUAUGUUCCCUAUGGGGUGUGAGAGCAUCCAUUGAACAUUUAAACUAUUUCAACAUCAGCUACAUCUUCAACAGGGCCGCCCCCAUGAUCGAGUUUAAUGUCACUACAAGUGAAGUCCAUGGUCUACGCAUUGUACAUUUUACCUGCGUAACGAAAUUGAAAUUCAAGCAGCCAAUAGAAAUGAGCAUCUAUUCGUGGCCCACAAUCAGUAACGGAUUGCCUUCAUACAUGGCUGGAUUUGAAAGGGUCCCCAAAAAGAAGAAACCCAUCAGGUGGACCAUGGCUAAAAACAUUGCAUUGAAUGGAGACCUGCACAAAAUUUGUGUUGAUAUCACAGAACCCUUCUACAGACAGUUCGGACAGUACAGGUGCAAAGCCAAGGGCAUCAACAAUGACAACAUCAUAGUGGAGUUUGUCAGUACACCAUUCUCAUUAUCGGAACAGUGGUUCUUGUCUAGGUUUCCAUAACAACGGCUGCUUUGUGCAUAGUCUCCUAAGCAACGGAUGCUUCUUGAGUGCUGUUUGGAGCUUAUUCUCCCAAACAACUGUUGUCAACGGCAGGUGCUUCUGGGGUGCUGGAACCAAAAGAAGAGGGAUCUCCGGAUAUUUCUAAACUUUUCCCUGUGCAAAUAUUCCAUUAAAAUGAAUACGACCUGUAUUGAAAUUUGAUUCGAAUAAAAUUUAGCUUUCGAAAAAUUUCAAAUGUAAA
Messenger RNA from Biomphalaria glabrata, 1044 nucleotides. RefSeq lists its product as uncharacterized. The coding region runs from base 252 to 803 and encodes 183 amino acids. Lineage: Eukaryota; Metazoa; Mollusca; Gastropoda; Planorbidae. The record is from RefSeq and is a predicted model, not a curated record. The transcript is spliced from 6 exons.